AAUUAGUAAAAUCUGCAUUAGAAAAAUCUGUCAAUGUUAGGAAAAGAUUGAUCAUUAUAUUAUUAAAUUACAAACAUGCCGUCUUGUAGAAUCAUUGAGUCAUAUAUAAUUGUGCUUAGUCAUUAGUAGAAGUUACAAAACGCAUAGCGUUUCGAUUCAUCGAGUAUAAUAAUUGAUUCAUUUAAAUUCAUUCCUGUUGUCGACUGGAAUCUUCCUAUUUCUUCGUCAUUUUUUGAUUAAUUAUAAGAUUUGUGAUAUGAACGCAAAUGAUAAUGAAUUAAUGGAGCAAUACGAACCUUCUGUUAAAAAUAUAAUUGAUCAACGAUCUUUACGAUGGAUUUUUGUCGGCGGCAAAGGUGGAGUUGGGAAAACAACAUGCAGUUGUUCUCUUGCUGUUCAAUUGUCAAAAGUAAGAGAGAAUGUUCUUAUUAUUUCUACGGAUCCAGCUCAUAAUAUUUCUGAUGCCUUUGAUCAGAAAUUUAGUAAAGUACCAGUCCAAGUUAAAGGUUUUAAUAAUUUAUUUGCAAUGGAAAUUGAUCCUAAUGUUGGUAUCACCGAACUGCCUGAGGAAUACUUUGAAAACGAAGCAGAUGGAGAUGCAAUGAGAUUAAGUAAAAGUGUUAUGCAAGAAAUUGUUGGUGCAUUUCCUGGUAUAGAUGAAGCAAUGAGUUAUGCUGAAGUCAUGAAAUUGGUCAAAGGAAUGAAUUUCUCGGUAGUGGUAUUUGAUACUGCACCUACUGGUCAUACGUUGAGAUUAUUGUCAUUUCCACAAGUGGUUGAAAAGGGAUUAGGAAAACUGUUGCUUUUAAAAAUGAAGAUUGGUCCUUUUAUUAGACAGCUUAGUUCUUUACUGGGAAAUACUGAUUUCAAUAUGGAUAGUUUUUCAAGUAAAAUGGAAGAUAUGUUAACAAUUAUUCGCCAAGUCAAUGAACAGUUUAGAAAUCCGGAACAAACUACAUUCGUUUGCGUAUGCAUAGCUGAAUUUUUAUCACUUUAUGAGACAGAAAGACUUGUACAAGAAUUAACGAAAUGUGGUAUAGAUACACAUAAUAUUAUAGUGAAUCAAUUGCUUUUUCUAAAGGAAGGAGUCGUUCCAUGUAAACUUUGUCUUGCACGACACAAAUUACAGGAUAAAUAUUUAGAACAGAUUGUGGACCUCUAUGAAGAGUUCCACAUCACGAGAUUACCUCUCCUGGAAAGAGAGGUGAGGGGAACUCAGCAAAUAAAAGAGUUCUCCGAAAACCUUAUUAGGCCGUAUAGGCCUUAAUGUAAACGUUAUUGCGAUUAUAAUACGUAUAAUCGCAAUAUAAAUGUGAAUAGGAUUAUAAUAGAUGUAAUCAGACAUAUAAUCAGAUAAGUUGACAAUUCAGUUCUCAUAAUGCAUAAAUGUCUAUACAAAUUUAUUUCUACUUCCAUUAUUCUAUAUUAUAAUAAUCUGAUAAAUUCACUUUUGUAAUCCUAAUUGUAAGUAACGUACAAAUAAAUCCAACGUCUAAAUGUAAUAGGUAAUAAAUGUGCAAUACCGUUUGCGCUUUCUCUAUUAUUUUUGUGAAGUGUAUUUUACGAAUAUUUAUUUUUUAAAAAAUAAUGCAUUGAUUGCAAAUAUAUAGUUCGUAAGACGAAUAGUUUGAAUAAGCUUCGAAUAUCGUGAAUGAUAUAUUCAAAACACUUCACAAAAAUAGUCGAGAGUGCGUCGAAAAAUAUCCAUUUAAAAGAUAUUAGUUACAUAGAACAUGGUAUAUGCAUUUUCUUUUUUAUAUUGUAUUAUUACGAUUAAUAACCGAUUUCGAUUUUUAUCUGUUGAAUUUAUAUUCUUACAAUAAGACAACAGUAUUAUUUUCUCAUUUCAAGUAUGUAUGAUGUACAAUGACAGAAAUUGAAUGGAAUUUUAUUUUCAAUGAGAAAUAUUUGUUGAAUAUACUUUUAUAAGAAAAAAAUAAAAAAAUAAGAAAAAUAAGAUAUAAGUGACUAUAUACUUCUGAUUUAAAUAACAUAACAUUAUAUUCUGUUAUAUCAUAGAAACGAAAAUUGUAGAAUUUAUUGUACUAAUGUGUACACAAAUUGUUGGCUAAUCCUUUUUAUCGCGAAAUCCUUUCAUUUUUUUUUUUUUUUUUUUUUUUUUGCAGCCAGCACUGGUACAAUUGGAUUUCCUUUACUUCUGAAAUUAUGAGCUUGACCUGUCUUUGAUAAAGGUGACAAUGUAUGAAAUAUACGAUCAUUAGAAAAAAUUUGAUGCACGAAUUUUGGCUAAGUACAUCAAUUCGAAAAUACUAGUGCCUCAGGUUUCAAUCUUUCUUUUUUAAAAGUUUCUAUAGUAGCACACAUUAUAACAAUAACUUUGUCACCCUCAUCAUUAUCAAUAGCUUGUAAUACUAGUGCAACAAAAUCUGUUGGAUCAGUUUCUGUAGCUACUACUUUCCAUGCUUCCUUGCUAAAAAAUGGUAGUCUUUGAUCAUUAAUAUGUUGUGAAAGUUUUCACUCCUUUCUUGAAUUAAUGAUUGAAGAGAUCCUGGUGUUGGUUCCUUUUUGCAUUCUUUGAUUAACGAUAAUAACAAAAAUAUUAAUAG
Vespula vulgaris is the source of this 2567-nucleotide messenger RNA. Its product is annotated as ATPase ASNA1 homolog. The transcript is spliced from 7 exons. NCBI's taxonomy places the organism in Eukaryota, Metazoa, Arthropoda, Insecta, Hymenoptera, Vespidae. Bases 257 to 1267 code for a protein of 336 amino acids. Gene Ontology annotation, cellular component: GET complex. Gene Ontology annotation, biological process: post-translational protein targeting to endoplasmic reticulum membrane. Gene Ontology annotation, molecular function: ATP hydrolysis activity; ATP binding. The record is from RefSeq and is a predicted model, not a curated record.